Chelonia mydas (Green sea turtle) is the source of this 4226-nucleotide messenger RNA. RefSeq names its product retinol dehydrogenase 14. NCBI's taxonomy places the organism in Eukaryota, Metazoa, Chordata, Testudines, Cheloniidae. The record is from RefSeq and is a predicted model, not a curated record. Bases 2549 to 3676 code for a protein of 375 amino acids. Gene Ontology annotation, molecular function: nucleotide binding; magnesium ion binding; 5'-nucleotidase activity. Gene Ontology annotation, biological process: nucleotide metabolic process; adenosine metabolic process. Gene Ontology annotation, cellular component: cytoplasm; cytosol. The transcript is spliced from 6 exons.
UAAAUUCUGAUUUUACUUGUGAGAACAGCAAUACAAAACAUUGCAUUGAGGGGUCAAAUUAGAAGAAAAAAGUAGCGGAACUCAAAAGCGCCAUCAACUGUUUUAUAUUUCAAUGUAAGCUUACACUUUAGCGCAGAAGAGGGCAGCUACCACAAAAAAAGCUCCAGCUCAUUGUAGUAUAUAGGAACAGAGUAGCAAUAAAUAAUAAUACCUAGUUUUUAUGUAGUCCCUUCACACUAUAUUUGUUAUGUAAAGAGCACAAGACACAGCACUCACUGCGCCACUGAGAGCCAGCCACUUUUGACUGGUGGACACAUCAUUGUUCUUUUUCUCAUAUUCUAGCGAGAAAACCUUUGGAUUUUUCUGCUGCAGUUAAUGUUAAAGCAAUUAAACUGUUGUGCAAGUCAUAAGUCUCUAAUCCUGUUAAUAAAAUCAGUGCCUGAAGCCAUAACAUAAUAUUAAAUGGCUAAGACUAAGACUUGAGACAUUAAGGUGAACAGCAGUUAGUCAGUGUCCAAGCUGGAAGGGCCAGGUCAUAUAAUUCUUUUUCCAUAUUCCAAAUUCUUCAUUGUUCUCCUUAAAAACAAGCCCAAAUAAACACCAGCAGCCUAGCAGCUACAGUCAUAAACCAGUGCAUAUAUGUUGAAAUAAUAUUUCUGUAAGGAAACAGAUUUCAAAUUCUGAAAGGGAAUUUCCUUUGAUCCAUCCACUGCCCUUUUUUUAAGUUACUAAUACUUUUUACUUGUUAGUAUUUAGGGCCUGAUCCCAAGCCCACUGACUUCUGUGGGCUUUGGGCCAGGCCCACGCUUCAUUUCUUCCAGUGAUCUCACAGUACUUUGUAAAGGUGGGAAACUAUGAGAAGUUAAGGUCAAAUUUGCAAGCAUGGGUGCCUGAAAUUGGGCAGAUAAAUACAUACUUUUAAAGUAGCCUUAUUUUCAAAGGUGCUGGGCACUAGCAACUCCCAUUCAAGUCAAUGGAAGCUGUGGGCCUCUCUAAAAGUAAGGCCAUUUAUUUAUUAUGUAAAGAUGUAUUAGGUGACUAAAUAUAAUUUAUUAUGAUUCUAAAUUUAAGCAGCCACUGUAAUAAGAAUGUGACUGACUCCAGUGGCUACUGUUUGGGAUUUGCAAUCUAGCCCGUUCUCCCCAGACUAUCUCUGUCUGUGUGUGCAUGCAUGCAGGCAUGCGUGGGGGGAACAGGGGUUCAAGUGCAGCUCUGGCCCCUGUUCUUCCUAGGCUAUUUGUGCAUUUGUCUUUCUUUCUGGGGGGGUGGGAGGUUGGCAGCCAUGGCCCAUUACCCCUUAGGCUGUGUACCUGUGGAUGUCCGUCUGUGUGUGUGUGUGCGCGCCCCUGUUCCCCUCACUCUGUCUGUCUUUCUGAGUUGGUGGUGAUAGUUGCAGCCUUGGCCUCUGUCUCCUCCCCACCCUCCGCUGUGUGUGUGUGUCAUGGGGUGUGGGUUACAGCCAGGGCCAGCCCUAGACCAAAUGGUGCCCCAGAGGAGAAACUUCUUCAGUGCCGCCCCCCCCCCCAACAAUUUCCUAAACUUUUGAAUACCUUACACCACACCAAGCCUGGCACCCCCUGAAGCCCAGCACCCCAGGUGGUAACCUGCCCUAAAUCUGGCCCCGGUUGCAGCCCUUCCCUGGCCCCCCCAAGCUGUGUAUAUAUGUCGGGGGAGGGGGAGGAAUUGCAGUCCUGUCCCCUGUUCCCCUCAGGAUGUAUCUGUGUGGGGGUUGCAGCCCUGACCUCCCGAAAAGCUGUGUGUAGCUGACCGGGGGUGGGGUGUGGGGGGAGGCUGCAGCCCUAGUCCGUUCCCCCUAGGCUGUGGAUAACUGUGUGUGUUUAUGUGUGGGGCGGGGAGGGGGGGUUAUAGCUCUGACCCCCGUUCCCCCCAGGCUGUGCGUAUCUGUCUGUGUGUGUGGGGGGGUUAUAGCUGAGCCCCCUGUUCCCCCCAGCUUGUGUGUAUCUGUGUGUGUGUGUGUGGGGGGGGGGUUAUAGCUGAGCCCCCUGUUCCCCCCACCUUGUGUGUAUCUCUGUGUGUGUGUGUGUGUUAGCUCUGCCCUCUAUUUCCCCCCCGCCCCAGGUUUUGUAUAUCUGUCGGGGGGGGGGGGGUUAGCUCUGCCCUCUAUUCCCCCCCGCCCAGGUUGUGUGUAUCCGUCGGGGGUGGGGGGCAGGUGUUGCGUCCCUGGCCCCCAGGCUGUGUGCAUCUGUAAGGGAGGGGUGGAGGGUUGCAGCCCUGGUCCCCCCAACACUUUCCCGCAGGCUGUGGGGCUUGGUCGGGGGUGGCGGGCAGCAGGCCCGGCGCUGGCGGCAGGCGGAAGGGCAGUGGCUGGCUGGGCGCGGCACAGCUAGCCCCGGGCAGGGCAGGGCCCGUCCCGUCCCGUCAUCACUUCCCCACAGCAGCAGCGGGGCGGGGAUGCCCGGAGAAGGCUGGUGCGCUCGGCGCUGACCUCGCUCCCGCUGGGUCCCUGUCGCUGCAGAGAUCCUCCUCCUCCUCCCGCGCGCCGCCCGGCUGCAGCAGCCGCCGCCAGCAGCGGGCCCCAGCCGCCGCCAUGGACUCCUGCAGCUCGGACGAGUCCCAGAGCAACUCGGCCUGCAGCAGCUCGCUCACCCCGGCGCAGCAGGCGGCGGCGGCGGCCGGCGCCGAGCAGGACUGGGCAGCGGCCAAGGCUUUCUACGACAACCUGGUGUCCACCAAGAGACCCCGCCCGCCUAAGCCCCAAAAUGCCAUCACUGUGGCAGUCUCCUCCCGGGCUCUGUUUGACAUGGUGAAAGACAGGAAAAUCUAUGAAGAGGAAGGGGUGGAGACCUAUGUGAAGUACCAGGAAGAAAACGAGAACCUCCCCCUGAAGCCUGGGCCAGCUUUCUACUUUGUCAAGGCACUAGAGCAGGUCAAUGCCCGGCUUCGUGAGUUGUACCCUAAUGAUGAAGAGCUAUUUGAUAUUGUUCUGAUGACUAAUAACCAUGCCCAAGUGGGAGUGAGACUCAUCAACAGCAUCAAUCACUAUGGUUUAUCGAUUGAACGCUUCUGUAUGACUGGUGGAGAAAGCCCUAUUGGUUACCUAACAGCAUAUCUUACCAACUUAUACCUUUCUGCUGACUCUGAAAAAGUCCAAGAAGCUAUAGAAGCAGGCAUUGCAUCUGCUACAAUGUUCACUGCAAAUAAAGACAUACCUUACUGUGAUAAGCAGUUGAGGGUGGCGUUUGAUGGGGAUGCUGUUCUCUUUUCUGAUGAAUCAGAGCAGAUCGUCAAAGAGCAUGGAUUAGAUAGAUUUUAUGAACAUGAACAGAUGAAUGAGAAUAAGCCCCUUGCACAGGGUCCUUUGAAAGGUUUUCUGGAAGACUUAGGGAAGCUGCAGAAGAAAUUUUAUGCAAAAGACAAACGAUUAGAUUGUCCUAUAAGGACCUACCUCGUCACAGCUAGAAGUGCAGCAAGUUCUGGAGCCAGAGUGCUGAAGACUCUCCGUAGCUGGGGUUUGGAGAUCGAUGAGGCACUUUUCCUUGCAGGAGCUCCUAAGGGACCGAUUUUGGUGAAAAUCCGGCCUCAUAUUUUCUUUGAUGAUCAGAUGUUUCACAUUGAAGGAGCACAACAACUGGGUACUGUAGCAGCACAUGUACCUUAUGGCAUUGGUCAGAAGUACAACAAAUCCAAACCUAAAGAUGACACUGUUAAAAAAUAGCUUCCCUUUAACUUAGACAGCCUCUAACACAUCAAUAGUUAAGUCUGAAAACUCUACAUUUGUAUAUUAUAAGGAGUAUGUUUAAAGAUUUGACCUCUGUAACUAAAGAAGUUUUAAAAGGAAAUAUUUUUAAUAUAGGCAUGUUUUUAAUAGUUUUUUAAUAGUACUCUUCAACACUUUUUGGUUUGGUUUUCUAGGUCUAGCACUGUAGUUUUUUUUUUAUAUUAGGAAAAGUCUUGUGUUGUUUUUAUAGUUUAAGACAUAUUUUAAAGACUUAUAAGUGUGUGACUUCUCUGAAAGGGUUGUAAAUGGGUUAUUUAUAACAUGAAUCAUGCUGCAUAAAGAAUAUUUACAGGUUAUUUUUGAAAAGACCAAAAACGUCGUGCGAGUAUGUUUACCUAUUCAGUGAUUGUGUCAUCAUGAAUCUUUGAUUUGUAUGGGUGAUUUGUAAUUCCAGUGGAAACUGUUAGUUUGUUUGGCCUUGUGUUUACAGGAACCCUUUAUUUUUCUAAACUAUUUUUCCUACUCGAAUAAAGCUGACUUUGCAGAA